AUGAGAGCAAUCAGUGGAUUGUGGGAGAACGUAAGGGCAGAGGCCAAUCGUCAGCGCUUCGAGGAAUGGGAGGCGGCGGAGCAGCGCCGGGUCAAAGCAGCGCUCAACGAGGCUGUAAACCUUUCUGAGCAAAAACUGCAAGCGCGCCAGCUUGGGCUUGAUUCCGAGAUCGCCUCCCUCGACGACCCGGACACGGAUGGCAGUGUCAACGACGACCCACUCGACGACGACUCACAAUCUGACACUGCCGAUACGCGGAUUUCAGACCUCACAGACAGCGACAACAUGUCAACAACAGACGAUGACGAACCUGACGCAGCGGAUGCCGAUGUGGCAGAUGAAGUGCUCACCCAGGAUCAACUCCGUGUCAAGUAUGCAGGCGCCAACAUCAAGUCAGCUUCUCCCACGGAUGCCAACAUUUCCACGAAACUUGGCACCAGUGUAUCUAGCGACGAGUCGGUGGACAUGGAUGACGACCUGGGUGAAUCAGACCAGAUAGAGGACAGUGAUGCUGUCAAUGAAGGACGCAGAAACGGCACAAAUGCCCAUAGCGAAGACAGCGACAGUAGCGAUGAUGGCCACGACGACGGUGCACCAAAUGGCCUGCUGAACAUGCUGUUCGAUGACUCCGAAUUAAAAGAGCUCUCCGCUGAAGCACCCGGAACGGAACAUAUGACAGGAGCACCUGAAGUAGGCAACGACGGCACCUCAUCGGGCCCGGCGCCGGCCUCGACACGUCUCGACAGUGCUCCUGACGAACAACUCAACUUGAACACCUCUACGGAAGGCGAUGUGCCAGGUUCAACUGUACUGCACGAAGAGUCCGAGAAGCCUAUACGUCAAGAGACCACACCUGAUGCAAAGUCGACGAUGGACUAUGAACAAGAUCAAGAUAAAGCACGGCUCAUACCCGAAGAAUCACAUAAACAGACCACCGAGGUGCCUUUCUUACUGCGAGGAACCUUGCGUGAAUACCAACAUCAGGGUUUGGACUGGCUCGCUGGACUUUACGCCAAUAACACAAACGGUAUCCUGGCAGACGAAAUGGGACUUGGCAAGACCAUACAAACUAUUGCCUUGCUUGCUCAUCUCGCGUGUCAACACGAGGUCUGGGGGCCACACUUGGUGGUUGUCCCUACAAGUGUGAUGCUGAACUGGGAAAUGGAGUUCAAGAAAUGGUGCCCUGGUUUCAAAAUCCUGGCCUACUACGGGUCUCAGGAGGAACGGAAACGGAAGCGACAAGGGUGGAACAACGACGACAUGUGGAAUGUGUGCAUUACGUCGUAUCAAUUGGUGCUCCAGGAUCAGCAAGUCUUCAAGCGUCGUCGUUGGCACUACCUGGUUUUGGACGAGGCGCACAACAUCAAGAAUUUUAAAUCGCAACGGUGGCAAACACUCUUGGGAUUCAAUACGCAAGCAAGACUCCUUCUCACAGGCACGCCUUUGCAGAACAAUCUAACAGAGUUAUGGUCCCUGCUGUUCUUUCUCAUGCCCGCUCAAAAUGGUGUGGGGGGGUUCGCCGACCUUGAAGAGUUUCACGACUGGUUCCACAAGCCCGAGAGUCAGAUUCUGGAGAAUGGACGAGAACAGAUGGAUGACGAGGCUCUAGCCAUCAUCUCCAAACUCCACAAGGUGCUGCGGCCGUACCUCCUGCGCCGGCUGAAAGCGGAUGUUGAGAAACAGAUGCCCGGCAAAUACGAGCAUGUCGAAUUCUGCCGACUGUCGAAAAGGCAACGCGAGCUGUACGAUGGAUUUUUAUCCCGAGCUGACACCAAAAACACCUUAGCGUCUGGCAACUACAUGUCUAUCAUCAACUGCCUGAUGCAACUGAGGAAGGUCUGCAACCACCCAGAUUUGUUCGUCGAUCGGCAAAUUGUCACCUCCUUACGAAUGCAGAAAUCUGUCCCGGCUCUUUACCGAUCGACCGUACGAACGCUGACCCAGGGGCUCUUGAGGCCGGAACCCAUGUCAAAGGUUGACCUAGGAUUUUUGAACCUGGUGCCGGCGCAAUACGAGAGCAUUCCGAGAGCUGUAGCUGAACAGGUCGCAAAACUGAGCCUGUCUACGGAUUUACUGGACUACCGUGAAACGCAAAGAGUCCGGGCUCGAAAUGCAUACGUCAAUCUGGACCCAACCACUGUCACAUCCAGUAUUGUUUACAUUGAAAGUGCGUUUCGCUGGGGUCGAUUCGAAGAGUUGCAACACUGUGUAUACCUGAAUGCACUGCGGCGCCAGCAAACUCCCAUAUACGGCAAGGAUCUUGUUGAACUGUUGACAAUCGAUGCCGGGGAACGACUUCGGAAGCCUAGGCCCAAGGCUGCUCGGGGCCUCUUGGCCUGGUUCGAGCAAACAUCGUCAACAGUCGGCUCUAUGGCUCUCUCUCUAGAACAGCGCGCAGAGAGCAUGCGCACCGCCAUCGAGAAGUUCUCAUGUGUCACUCCGUCUGUGGUGACCUGUGACAUUGGAGAAGUCGUCCUCGGCCAUCGCGCGGCCCAUGCCUUUACAGAACGAGAUCUCCAAAUCUCCAAGCCCAGGAAGUGGACACCAUGGUUGGAGAAGCAGUCACCUCCGGAUCCCUGGCAUGAGGCACGACUGCGUCUCAGUAUUCAGUUUCCCGACAAACGUCUCCUGCAAUACGACUGCGGCAAAUUGCAGGUUCUCGAUCGCUUGCUACGCAAGCUCCAGGCCGGCGGGCAUCGUGCCUUGAUCUUUACUCAAAUGACCAAGGUGCUCGAUAUACUAGAACAAUUCCUCAACAUCCAUGGCCACAAGUAUCUGCGACUUGAUGGUGCCACGAAAGUCGAACAACGUCAGAUCCUGACGGAUCGAUUCAACAAUGACCCACGGAUCCUUUGUUUCAUCCUCUCGACGCGCUCCGGUGGGUUGGGCAUCAACUUGACUGGGGCGGAUACUGUCAUAUUCUACGACCAGGACUGGAACCCUGCCAUGGAUAAGCAGUGUCAGGACCGAUGUCAUCGAAUUGGCCAGACACGAGACGUCCACAUCUAUCGACUCGUCAGCGAGCAUACCAUCGAGGCGAACAUCCUACGCAAAGCCUCCCAGAAACAGAUGCUUGACGACGUCGUCAUACAAGAAGGUACAUUCACUACAGAUGCUUUCAACCAGAUGUCUGUGCGUGACUUGCUACGGGAGAAGGUGGACACUUUCAGUGAAGGUGUUUCUGCGGCUGAUGCCGCUCUUGAUCGCGUCCUUGGCGGUUCUGAUGGCGACGCCAACCAGCGCAAAGUUGGUCGCGUUCUCGAGCAGGCUGAAGAUCGCGAAGACAUCGAUGCAGCUCGCGUCGCGGAGAGGGAGAUCGAGGCCGAUGACGCUGAUUUUGUGGAAAAUACCAGCCUUGUGACCCCUGAAGAUUCGACUGGUCGCAAUGCCACAUCUGCUGUUCGCGACAUUGACACGGAGGGCCAGGCCACUGAAGGCAGCAUGCAAGACCCCAAUGCUUGGGGAGCUCCGAUGGGGACAAUUGAUGACUUCAUGCUCCGAACGAUGGCUGAUGCGGUGAAGGGCACGAAGCUGGAGUUGCCUCGGGACAAGAAAAAGGGCAAGAAAAAGGGUAGGGAUACCAGAAAAAGAUAA
Molecule: messenger RNA, 3594 nt
Organism: Emericellopsis cladophorae
Lineage: Eukaryota; Fungi; Ascomycota; Sordariomycetes; Hypocreales; Bionectriaceae
Product: Helicase-like protein
Exons: 1
Coding region: 1-3594 (1197 amino acids)
Cellular component (GO): Swr1 complex
Molecular function (GO): ATP hydrolysis activity; histone binding; ATP binding
Source: RefSeq, a predicted model, not a curated record